AUGGUGUACACAAUCCCAGAAACCACAACAGAGCUCCAAGUGGGAAGCAAAAAGGAUUACACAUACAUAAUCAAUUGGAAACCAUGCCACGAAAGAGGAGGAGAGCUGGUAAUGGGGGAGGUCAAAUAUACCGAUGACCUGAUGUUGUCCACAAUCCUUUCCUUCCUGGGACCCUUUACAACCCAAUGCAUAUUUGGAGCACGAAAUGCGACUGUUCCCUCCGAAAUAAAAGACCGCCCUCAGGAAGAAAAGGAUCAGGGUGUCUUAGCCCUAGUGCUGACUUCAUUAAUGACAUUGGCGAAGCCAGUGACCCCCAUGAACUCAGCUGCCUACCAGAAACGGUGGUCCACAGCUCUUGUCACCCUUUCCAUACAAGAUUUGGUGGCCAUGGGCUCAUGGACUGGAGUAGUUAAGACAGCCACAAGGUUUCAAGGGGGCUAUAAUAGCUCAGUUAAGGAUGGUCUGUACGCCUCUCUCAAGGCAGCAGAGUUCAUGGAGAAAUUCAGCAAAACCCCUUGCCGUGCGCUUGAGAUACCUUCAGUGUUAGACCAGGCCCUCCUUCUGAAACAAAGAUGGGAAGCUGCAGAGAGAGAAGACCCAAAUUUCCCUUACAGUAGAGUAAGAAACCCAAAUGCACAUCCCGAGCUGAAUCACGCACACUUUCCCGACCUCUAUUACGCGGCGAUAGCUUAUGCCAAAGCCAAUAAGUUAAUAGGAGAAAACUUUCACGUCUCCCAGCCUAACAAAGUACAGAAUGCACUCCUGAUCGAUAGGUACAUCACCAAGAUGGCGGUGGCCGCCAUGGGUGAAAUAACCGAAGAAACACGACAAAAGUUAAUGACACUAGGAUAUCCAGUCGGACACAGGAGGUCGCACGACACCGACUCCGAAGAAGAG
Molecule: messenger RNA, 897 nt
Organism: Brenthis ino (lesser marbled fritillary)
Lineage: Eukaryota; Metazoa; Arthropoda; Insecta; Lepidoptera; Nymphalidae
Source: the annotation of a GenBank genome assembly